AUGAUUCUGGAAGGCGCGCCGGUGACGGGGCUGACGCUGCUCAUCUCUACCGCGUCAUCCACAAUGGUUCGAGGUCAGUACACGCGUUACCGUAGCAUGGCCUUUGCUCCAGACACGCUGGCGGCCCCCCUCACCUGCUUCGCGUUGGCAAAGCGUCUCCUGCUGCAGAGCAUUCCCAUAGGCCCACUCGGCAUCUCUGUCGUGGAUAUCGUUCUCGCCAUCAACCUGCUCUACCAGUUUCGCACGCUGGAGCGGCGGUGGGGGUCCAACACGUACAUGGCGUUUCUCUUUACGUCAGCUGUACUUGGCGUGUGCGCUGUCCAGUUUUUCGUCACGGAGAGCGGGUCGAAGCAGCUAUCCAUCGACGCUGUCCGCAUCCUUUCUGCUGCCGGCACCAUUGUUCCUUUGUCGGCGCUACUCACGUGCUACCUUCGCGAGGUGCCCUCGCGGUCGACGUUGGCGAUGCGCAUCCCCGGCACGAACUUCACUAUUUCAGAAAAGGCGCUGACACUUCUACCGCUAAUCAAGCUCGUGCUGAGCCCUAGCACGCAGCUGCAGGCGCAGACGUUCCGCCGGGCGGCGGUGGAGGUCGAUGUUGGAGUAUGGACACGAUUGUGGUUCGCCCUCAUCGGCGCUAUCUUUGCCAUUAUGUCCACGCGCUCGCGUGCCGUGCGGUGGUGGCUGACGGCCUUCACUCGCUACAUAUGCCGCCCGCUGCUGCGUUUCUUGAGGCCUCUGACAGACGUCCUGUUUGGGCCGUUGUUCACCGUGGACCACGCCAAGCCGCGGAACGUGCGGCACCACCAGGGUGGCAACGGGAGCUUUCAACUGGGCAUCGGCGGCGCUCGCGCCGGCUUCGAUGGCGCUGACGACGCAGGUGUCGUAAACGGUGGUCAAUACGUGGUGGAGAGCCUGACAGGUGGUGACGCACUGCAGGAGGUGCGUGCCCGCAUGCGCGCGCGGCGCCACGGGGCGCAACAGCAGCAGCAGGGUUUACGGGGUGGAGCCGUGGCCGCUGGCACGGCUGCCCAAGCGCGGCGCCGCAGCCCGCAGGAGGAGGCGGCAAGGAACGAGGCGAUUGCGACCGUAGAGGCAAUUGGCCUCGGCGCGUCACGUGACGAGAUCAUUGCCGCGCUGGACAUGACGGGCGGCAACCUUGAGAUGGCUGUGCAGAUCCUUCUGGGCAGCUAA
This is a messenger RNA of Leishmania mexicana MHOM/GT/2001/U1103, 1191 nucleotides long. RefSeq lists its product as hypothetical. The transcript has a single exon. The coding region runs from base 1 to 1191 and encodes 396 amino acids. The record is from RefSeq and is a predicted model, not a curated record. Lineage: Eukaryota; Euglenozoa; Kinetoplastea; Trypanosomatida; Trypanosomatidae. Gene Ontology annotation, molecular function: protein binding.